Python bivittatus (Burmese python) is the source of this 891-nucleotide messenger RNA. RefSeq names its product poly(A) polymerase gamma (gene PAPOLG). The record is from RefSeq and is a predicted model, not a curated record. Gene Ontology annotation, biological process: RNA 3'-end processing. Lineage: Eukaryota; Metazoa; Chordata; Lepidosauria; Squamata; Pythonidae. Gene Ontology annotation, molecular function: poly(A) RNA polymerase activity; RNA binding. Gene Ontology annotation, cellular component: nucleus.
CAGGUGUUGCGCGCGCGUUGCAGACAGUCCGUGCGUGCAGAGCUCAUGCUGGCGGUGGCCAUGAAGGAGACGUGCGGAAAUUAUUUGGAGAACCAACUGGAAAGGCACUACGGAAUUACUUCUCCCAUUAGUUUGGCACCACCAAGGGAAAUAGAUUAUAUCUAUACGCAGAAAUUGAUUGAAGCCCUGAAGCCUUUUGGUGUAUUUGAAGAGGAGGAAGAGCUGAACUGCAGGUUAGCUGUUCUCAGUAAACUAAAUAACUUGGUUAAAGAGUGGGUUGCAGAAGUUGCUGAAAAUAAGAAUCUGCCAUCUUCAGUCUCAUCCAGAGCUGGUGGCAAAAUAUUCACAUUUGGUUCCUAUCGGCUUGGAGUCCAGACCAAAGGUGCUGACAUAGACACGCUUUGUGUAGCCCCUAGACAUGUAGAAAGAUCAGACUUCUUCCAGUCAUUUUUUGAAAAGUUAAAACUCCAAGAUGGCAUCAGAAAUCUCAGAGCAGUAGAAGAUGCAUAUGUACCAGUAAUCAAGUUUGAAUUUGAUAGUAUUGAGAUUGAUCUCGUGUUUGCAAGAUUACCACUGCCAAGCAUUUCAGAUAGUCUGGACCUUAGAGAUGAUGCACGUCUGAGAAGCCUUGAUAUCAGAUGUAUUCGGAGUUUAAAUGGCUGCAGAGUCACUGAUGAAAUACUUCAUUUGGUACCAAACAAGGAGAACUUCAGGCUGACACUCAGAGCAAUUAAACUGUGGGCUAAACGGCGUGGAAUUUAUUCCAACAUGCUGGGAUUCCUUGGUGGUGUUUCUUGGGCCAUGCUGGUGGCAAGGACCUGUCAGUUGUAUCCAAAUGCUUUGGCAUCAACCCUUGUUCACAGAUUCUUCUUAAUUUUUUCGAAGUGGUAA